AUGGAGAUUGCAGCCCCUCAUUUCCCUCCUUUUUUCACUCUAAUCGUCUGCAUUGCUGGGAUAUUUAAGUCCAUUGUAGGAGUCGCUGGUGGAGCAACAAGAGCUGCCUUAACUGUCCAUCAAGCUCGCAGAAACAACAUGGCUGAUAUCUCCGCCAAAGAUGGGAGCCAGGAAACCCUGGUGAACCUGGCAGGACUGCUGGUCAGCCUGGCACUCAUCCCGCUUGUAACAGAUAACCCAUUGUUGACGUUCAUCCUGUUCUUCCUGUUCACUGUUCUCCACCUGUUUGCCAAUUACAAAGCUGUUCGUUCUGUUGUUAUGGAAACCCUUAAUGAGGCUCGCUUGUCCAUAGUCCUCCAUCAGUACCUGCUUCAUGGUCAACUGCUUAGUCCAGUGGAAGCCAAUCAGAAGGAGCCUGUGUUCUUGUUGCUUGGAAAGACAGUUCCCAUAAAGUUGGGUGUGAGGCUUGGA
Messenger RNA from Sinocyclocheilus grahami, 471 nucleotides. RefSeq names its product RUS1 family protein C16orf58 homolog. The annotation marks the transcript as partial. NCBI's taxonomy places the organism in Eukaryota, Metazoa, Chordata, Actinopteri, Cypriniformes, Cyprinidae. The transcript is spliced from 5 exons. The record is from RefSeq and is a predicted model, not a curated record.